ACUGUACAUUUAGAGAUACUUUCUUUCUCUCCCAUCGAAACCGAAGAUUUGAAGCUGAAAAAAGAAGAGACGAAAAUUGUGGCAAUUUGUUGGUGAGAAAGUCGAAGAUUCACGUGGGUAAAGCUCCAUAAACAGUGAAACAUUGGAUUUUCUUUUUCCUUUUUGUUUUCUUAAGCUUUCUCUUCGAAUCUACUCGUCUCUUUGAAACUGUCCGUUGUUUUUUUUUUUUUGGUUCAAUAAAAUCGCAAAUUAUUUGCUAAUUUAGAGAAGAAAAUUGAACGGAGCUGAAACAAGGAUGAUUUGUUGCUGCAUGAUGUUGAUUCUCCAAAACGAUUCGAGUGCUUAAGGAUUGUAAGAUUAGAAAGUUCUUGAAAUGGACAGUUCAGAGACAUAAAAUUUUUCGAAGAUUUACAUUGUCGAAGGAGAGCUUAAAUCUGAAGCCUUGGACAACAACUGUUUCAGUUAGAAGCAAUAAAAUUUGAUUAAAAAAGAGGUCAAUAUGGUGGCGCCGCAUUUAGCUGCUGUCUUUACUAAGUUGCAGACACUAUCUACUUCAGACUAUGCGUCUGUGGUCUCCAUGAACAUAUUUGUAGCGCUUCUUUGUGCUUGCAUUGUGAUUGGUCAUCUUUUGGAGGAGAAUAGAUGGAUGAACGAAUCAAUUACCGCCCUUAUCAUUGGUGUUUUCACUGGGGUCAUUAUUUUGUUGACAAGUGGGGGUAAAAGCUCUCAUCUUUUAGUCUUCAGUGAAGAUCUGUUCUUUAUCUAUCUUCUGCCCCCUAUUAUAUUCAAUGCUGGGUUUCAGGUGAAAAAGAAGCAAUUUUUCCGUAACUUUAUCACCAUCAUGCUGUUUGGGGCUGUUGGUACACUAAUAUCUUGUACAAUUAUCUCUUUAGGUGUAAUUAACUUCUUCAAGGAAAUGGACAUUGGCUCCUUAGACAUUGGAGAUUUUCUAGCAAUUGGUGCAAUCUUUGCUGCAACAGAUUCUGUUUGCACACUGCAGGUGCUUAAUCAGGAUGAGACUCCAUUACUCUACAGUUUGGUUUUCGGAGAGGGUGUUGUAAAUGAUGCAACAUCUGUGGUGCUUUUCAAUGCAAUCCAGAGUUUUGACCUCGUUAAUACCAGUCCUAGAAUUCUUCUGGAGUUUAUUGGCAGCUUUUUGUAUUUAUUUUUAGCAAGCACUAUGCUGGGAGUGAUUGUUGGGUUGGUUAGUGCUUACAUCAUCAAAAAGUUGUACUUUGGAAGGCACUCAACAGAUCGUGAAUUUGCUCUUAUGAUGCUUAUGGCAUACCUUUCGUAUAUCAUGGCUGAACUGUUCUAUUUGAGUGGCAUUCUCACAGUAUUCUUUUGUGGGAUUGUGAUGUCACAUUAUACCUGGCACAAUGUUACAGAGAGUUCAAGAGUUACUACAAAGCAUGCCUUUGCUACCUUGUCAUUUGUUGCUGAGACUUUUCUCUUUCUUUAUGUCGGGAUGGAUGCUUUGGACAUGGAGAAGUGGAGAUUUGUCAGUGAUAGCCCUGGAACGUCAGUUGCUGUUAGUGCUGUGCUGAUGGGUCUUGUUAUGGUUGGAAGAGCAGCUUUUGUGUUUCCCCUGUCAUUUUUAUCCAACUUGGCAAAGAAAUCAGCUAGUGAAAAAAUCAGCUUCAGGGAACAAAUUAUAAUAUGGUGGGCUGGGCUCAUGAGAGGCGCUGUAUCUAUGGCACUUGCAUAUAAUCAGUUUACAAGGGGGGGCCAUACUCAGUUGCGAGGAAAUGCAAUUAUGAUUACAAGCACUAUAACCAUUGUUCUAUUCAGCACUGUGGUUUUUGGUUUAAUGACUAAACCUCUAAUAAGGUUCUUGCUGCCACAUCCCAAACCAACAGCCAGCAUGCUCUCAGACCAAUCUACUCCAAAAUCAAUGGAGGCACCAUUUCUCGGAAGCGGCCAGGAUUCUUUUGAUGAUAGUUUAAUUGGAGUUCAUCGACCAAACAGCAUUCGUGCACUUCUUACAACUCCAGCACACACUGUUCAUUACUACUGGCGAAAGUUCGAUAAUGCCUUCAUGCGCCCUAUGUUUGGUGGCCGGGGUUUUGUGCCCUUCGUUCCUGGCUCCCCAACAGAAAGGAGUGAACCUAAUCUGCCUCAAUGGCAAUGAGGUGGGUGAGCAAGAUCUCUACAAAAAUGUACAUGUAAUAUGACAAUGCAGUCGGUUGCAAAAAACAUGCUUCCGGCGAGAAGCCAGUGCGGUAUGCUUUGUAGUUGCCUCUGGAAUGUAUGUUUCCAUGUAUAGGCUAUAUUUUGUUGACUUCUAAGUUUCCUCGAGAGGUUCUUGUUUAUUCUCCCCAAAACUACCUCCGCACCUGAUGCUGUCUUUCCAUUUGACAUUUGAGAAUAUUUAUGAUCUGAGUGAAGCUUAGGGUAGGCUUGCCGUUCUAUUUUGUACGUAUAUGAGUAUUUAUAUCAGUGUGUUUUUAUUCAUAAGUUACAAAAUCGAGGAUUUUAUAGAAUUUGAAAUUGAUUUGAUUAUAUAUGUGAUAUUCAGUUCAUUACUAGAAAA
This is a messenger RNA of Gossypium raimondii (Peruvian cotton), 2533 nucleotides long. RefSeq names its product sodium/hydrogen exchanger 2. NCBI's taxonomy places the organism in Eukaryota, Viridiplantae, Streptophyta, Magnoliopsida, Malvales, Malvaceae. Bases 500 to 2131 code for a protein of 543 amino acids. The transcript is spliced from 15 exons. Gene Ontology annotation, molecular function: sodium:proton antiporter activity. Gene Ontology annotation, biological process: regulation of stomatal closure; sodium ion transport; regulation of pH. Gene Ontology annotation, cellular component: membrane. The record is from RefSeq and is a predicted model, not a curated record.